Messenger RNA from Psammomys obesus (fat sand rat), 3755 nucleotides. RefSeq names its product thymopoietin (gene Tmpo). The record is from RefSeq and is a predicted model, not a curated record. Gene Ontology annotation, molecular function: DNA binding. Lineage: Eukaryota; Metazoa; Chordata; Mammalia; Rodentia; Muridae. The coding region runs from base 205 to 2277 and encodes 690 amino acids. The transcript has 4 exons.
GCUGCGGGUUCCCGGCUUGGCCGCACUUGCUCGCUAGUCGAGCGCUCCGGGCUUUUGUGUCCGAGUUCUGCGCCGUCCCGAGGCGCCGCUCCCGGCCAGGGAACCUGCCGCCGCGACCCCGAGGCGGAGGGCGCAACCCCGGGACCAGCUAGGCGAGCGCGGCGGCGGCGGCGGCGGCGGCGGCGGCGAGGGGCCGAGCCCGAGAUGCCGGAGUUCCUGGAGGACCCUUCGGUCCUGACCAAAGACAAGUUGAAGAGCGAGUUGGUCGCCAACAAUGUGACGCUCCCGGCCGGCGAGCAGCGCAAGGACGUGUACGUGCAGCUCUACCUGCAGCACCUCACGGCGCGCAACCGGCCGCCGCUCGCCGCGGGCGCCAACAGCAAAGGGCCGCCCGACUUCUCCAGCGACGAGGAGCGCGAGCCCACCCCGGUGCUGGGCUCCGGGGCCUCCGCGGGUCGCGGACGCGCCUCCGUCGGCAGGAAAGCAACAAGGAAAACUGAUAAACCCAGACUAGAAGAUAAGGAUGAUGUAGAUGUGACAGAGCUCUCUAAUGAGGACCUUCUGGAUCAGCUUGUGAAAUACGGGGUGAAUCCUGGUCCCAUUGUGGGAACAACCAGGAAGCUGUAUGAGAAAAAGCUGUUGAAACUGAGGGAACAGGGAACAGAAUCAAGAUCUUCUACUCCUCUCCCAACAGUUUCUUCUUCAGAAAAUACAAGACAGAAUGGAAGUAACGACUCUGACAGAUACAGUGACAAUGACGAAGGAAAGAAGAAAGAACACAAGAAAGUGAAGUCCACUAGGGAUUUUGUUCCUUUUUCUGAACUUGCAUCUACUCCCUCUGGUGGAUUUUUUCAGGGUAUUUCUUUUCCUGAAAUCUCCACCCGUCCUCCUUUGGGCAGGACUGAAGCGCAGGCAGCUAAGAAAGUGCAUGCUUCUAAGGGAGCCCCACCUAGGGAGCCUCUUACUGACACAGCCUUGCCUGGGAAGGGACAGGGGCAGAAGUUAGCCCCUGGACGGAAUUUAUGCAUUCCUCCCGAGUCUAGCUAUGAUAGAUGUGUAGAGAAAAGUUCUUCGCCAUCUUCUCAGCAUGAACUCACUGCCAGGUUGGCCUCUGCUGCAGCUUCUCCUUCACUGAUAAGAGAAACCACCACUACUUACUGUAAAGACACAGUAGAAAAUAUUUACCGUGGCAGGAGAAGUAGAACUCAGCCAUCGUGUACUGAGGGGCCAGAUGUCUCAGAUCAGUCAGUUCUCUCUAGUGAAAGAGAAGUACUGCAAGAGUCAGAGAGAUCACAAGUCAUUUCUCCACCACUCGCUCAGGCCAUCAGAGAUUAUGUCAAUUCUCUGUUAGUCCAAGGUGGAGUUGGCAGUUUGCCUGGGACUUCUAAAUCUUUGCCCACACUGGAUAUAGAAAACAUAUGUAAGAGACUCAGCCAGUCAGACCAUCAAGAAUUUGAAUCCCUGUCCCCUUCCCGGAAAGUUCAUAGACUCAGUAAGAAGCCAGUAAAGGAAGGGGAUUCAGGCUCAUGUACGGCAUUUCAGAGUAUACCUGGAUCCGAACAUAUGUCUUCUUUUGGCAAAAGCGUUGUCUCUCAUUGUCUUACUACUUUAGGAAUAGAAGUGCCUAAGCAACCACAACAUGAUCAAAUAGAUGCCUCCGAACCAUCUUUCCCUCUCCAUGAAUCUAUUUUAAAAGUAAUCGAAGAGGAGUGGCAGCAAAUUGAUAGGCAGCUGCCUCCACUGGCGUGCAAAUAUCCAGUUUCUUCCAGCGAGGCAACACAGAUAUUAUCCGUUCCAAAAGUAGAUGAGGAAAUCCUGGAAUUGAUUCCUGGAGCCACCCCACAAGCAGCCAUUCGGGCAUCCUCCACUGAGUCUUGUGAUAAACAUUUGGACUUAGCUCUCUGUAGAUCUUAUGAGGCUGCAGCAUCAGCAUUGCAGAUUGCAGCCCACAUGGCCUUCGUAGCUAAGUCUCUGCAAGCCAACAUAAGUCAGGCCGCACAGAUUAUUAAUUCAGAUCCUAGUCAUGCACACCAAGCACUUGAGAUUCUGAACAGAACCUAUGAUGCGGCUUCGUAUCUCUGUGAUGCUGCAUUUGAUGAAGCAAGGAUGUCUGCCCGUACCAUGGGGUCUUCUACUAUGGGUCGGCGCUGUCUGUGGCUGAAGGACUGUAAGAUUAACGCAGCUUCUAAGACUAAACUGACUGCUGCCCCAUUUAAAGGUGGAACAUUGUUUGGAGGGGAAGUACCCCAAGUUAUUAAAAAACGUAGAAGUAAAUAGCAAUAAUAUUAAGAACAAAGAUAGAACCUUAUCUUUGAUUUGGAGAAUUUAUAAACCUUUCUAGGAAUUUUAGCAACUUUUAUGCCAGGAUUUUCUUUUGAGUUCUUGCUAGUUCCCUAAUAGAGCUAAUUUCAAGGUGAUAAGCUUCUACUCACCAAAUUACAGUAUAAUUGCACCUAUAGAAGCCCAGUACAGUUUAAGUUUCAUAGAUCACACUCAUAAGUUUACAGUGUCCUGUUUUAUAUAACACUUUUACAACUCUUAACAUAUAAAAAGAAUUCCAGCAACUAAAAUAGCAGUAGAACCUCACUUUAGUAGUGCCAUUCACAUAUUUCUUACCCUAGGUCAGAGGCACUAGAAACACUGAAUUUUUAGUGUUUCUAAAAGGAAUUUAUUUUGGAAAGUCUAGUAUAUAAGGAUGCCAAGUCUCCCAGCAAUGAAAUAGGCACACCGCCAUUGGGAUUUCCAUCUGUUCAGCUUUAUUCAGCUACUUAUUUUCAUUGACAUAAGUCUCUUUUACCAAGAGGCCUUUUGUUGUUCACUCAUUGCAAGAAAUCUACAGGUGACCUUUUUGUAGCUUAAUUUUUUUGUCACUCUUGGCUAAGUAUCUACACAGUCUUAAAACUUUGUCCACAUUCUUAUUUAUGACUUUUGUCUGCAACAAACUUCAUAGAUUAUUGUAACUCUUGAAAUGCCGGUACACACACUUUCUGAUUCACAGAUGUGUGUACAAGAACCAGAGGGAAAGGGGCUGCCUCAGUGGUAAGAAGUAAGUUUAAUAAAAGAAUUUAAGUCCAGAGAUACUUUGUAAGCAAAUUAUAACAUAUAAUACAACAUGUAUAUACAUAUAUACACACAUAUGUAUAUAUGGACUUUUUUAGUAAAAAAAAAAAAAAAAGCAAUGUACAGUUAAUUGUACAUUCUGAUAGGGAUGGUGGCCUGCAAUUCCUGGGUCAUACCACUGGAUGGAACACAUUUGAGGAACAAAGCUAUGUGUGGAGAUGUUCUGAUACAGUCCAUUCAACAUGACUAUUUUGUUAGAUGAAUAGGACAUUAGAAGUAUAGGGCUUUUUACCUUUUACAUGUAUUUAAAGGUGUGUUGUGCAUCCUAUGUGGUUAAGUCUCAAAUCCAAAUGCUAAAAGCAAACUUGAAUUAUUUUCUAAAAGCCUUAACUUUUAUUAUACCCCAGUGUCUGUGAAGCAAUGUAUGACCCUGUUUUUAUUUGUAUGGUUGUAAGGUAAGGUAGCUUGAUUGUAGAGACAUUAUGGUAAUAGUCUUAAACAUAACCAAAUACAGUCCCUUGAGUGUACGUGUCUACCACUAUCAUGUUUUUAGACUGCACAGUUCAUCGCUGCAGCUUUGUUGUCUUCUAAAAUGUACAUGUAUACAUGUACCUGUUAAGUGCUCUGUGAUUUCUUUAAAGCAAUGUAUUUCUGUAGAAUGCUUCUACAAAUUCAAUAAAGUUGUUAAAUUUGAA